UCUAGGGAGCGGCCGGAGGGCAGGCUAGGUGGGGGGCGGGCAGUGUGUCGUCAGGAGCUGGGCGGCCCCGCGGCGGCCGGGCCGCGUCUGCCUAGCCCGUCCCCUCCAGCCAAGCUCGGGCUCCUUCGCCCCAGCUCCGACGGUGAGCUCUCCCGGGGCAAGGUAGAGCCCCGCGAGCCCCGCCCCACUCCGCACACUUUCGCACCCGGGCAGAAGGGCCGCGGAAGGGGCCGCUCCGCCGGCUGGGUGAGGGCUGCGGCGUCCGGAGGAGGAAGCGUUGACAGCUGGAAUCGGCUGCUGCAAGGGUUUGCGCUAGUUCGCGGGAACUGCCGGAGGGCUGCACAAGACCCGGGUGUAAUGAUUUCAAGCCACAGGCCCGUCACAGCAAAGUGUGGAACCCAGUUAGACCUGACGCCUCAACGGCCCUGAACGACUUACUUCUGUAAAAUAUGUAAUUACUGUUGUUGCUGAUAUUAAAUAGUUAAGGUUUGCCCUCUGAAAAACAAACGCAAGAAGCUGUACUACCGGGCUCUGUUUGUGCUAUACCUUAAGAAGAGACAAAGGAUGGCCAAAGAGAAGGGGCUAAUCAGCCCAGAAGACUUUGCUCAGCUGCAGCAAUACAUGGAAUACUCCACCAAAAAGGUCAGUGAUGUUCUGAAGCUCUUUGAGGAUGGUGACAUGAACAGAUUUUGCCAAGAAGAUGUCAUUGGCUACGUGGGAUUUGAGAAUUUCCUGAAACUCUAUCUGGAAGUGGAUGAAGUCCCCCAUCACCUCUGCUGGUCUCUGUUUUGGUCCUUUCACGCUAGUCAAAGCUUAGAAAUGACUAAGUCAAGAGGCAAUGUGAUCUGCCUCAGUGAUGUCUCCUGCUACUUCUCCCUCCUGGAGGGCGGCCGGCCAGAAGACAAGCUAGAAUUCACCUUCAAGCUGUACGACUCGGAUAGAAACGGGAUCCUGGACAGCUCGGAAGUAGAAAGAAUUAUCCACCAGAUGAUUCGAGUGGCCGAAUAUCUAGACUGGGAUGUGUCCGAGCUGAGGCCGAUCCUCCAGGAGAUGAUGAAAGAGAUCGACUAUGAUGGCAGUGGCUCUGUCUCCCUAGCUGAGUGGGUCCGGGCUGGCGCCACCACUGUACCACUGCUUGUGCUUCUGGGGGUAGAUAUGACGCUGAGGGAUGAUGGGGUACACAUGUGGAGACCCAAGAGAUUCCCCAGACCAGUCUACUGCAACCUAUGCGAGCUGAGCAUUGGCCUUGGCAAACAGGGCCUGAGCUGUAACCUCUGUAAGUACACUGUUCAUGACCACUGUGCCAUGAAGGCCCAGCCUUGUGAAGUCAGCACCUAUGCCAAGUCUCGGAAAGACAUUGGUGUCCAGUCACAUGUGUGGGUUCGAGGAGGCUGUGAUUCUGGACGAUGUGACCGCUGCCAGAAAAAGAUCCGCAUCUACCACAGCCUCACAGGACUGCAUUGUGUGUGGUGCCACCUGGAGAUCCAUGACGACUGUCUGCAGGCUGUGGGGACCGAGUGUGACUGUGGGCCGCUCCGUGAUCAUAUCCUGCCUCCGUCUUCCAUUUAUCCCAGAGUUCUGGCAUCUGUACCAGAUCGCAAGCUGAAGACCGCAGAUGACGCAAGCCUGUCUACCAUUGAUGCUCUUCGGGUACAGAUUGACCCUGUUCCUAACACCCAUCCGCUUCUAGUCUUUGUCAAUCUUAAGAGUGGAGGGAAGCAGGGGCAGAGGGUGCUUUGGAAGUUCCAGUAUAUGCUAAACCCUCGGCAGGUGUACAACCUGAAAAAUGGUCCAGAGCAAGGGCUCAAAUUUUUCAGAGACGUUCCUCAAUUCCGGGUAUUGGUGUGUGGUGGAGACGGCACAGUAGGCUGGAUUCUAGAAAGCAUUGACAAAGCCAACUUUCCGGUUGUGCCUCCUGUUGCUGUGCUGCCCCUGGGCACUGGAAAUGAUCUGGCUCGUUGCCUAAGGUGGGGAAGAGGUUAUGAAGGUGAGAAUUUGGGAAAGAUCCUCAAGGACAUAGAGACGAGUAAGGUGGUAUAUCUCGACCGGUGGCUCCUGGAAGUAACACUCCAAGCAAACGAGAAGAGUGACCCCGUCCCCUCUCAGAUCAUCAAUAACUACUUCUCCAUUGGUGUGGAUGCUUCAAUCGCCCACCAGUUCCAUGUCAUGCGAGAGAAAUAUCCUGAGAAGUUCAACAGCAGAAUGAAAAACAAGUUGUGGUACUUGGAAUUUGCCACAUCUGAAACUAUCUUCUCAACAUGCAAAAAGCUGGAAGAGUCUUUAACAGUUGAGAUCUGUGGGAAGCCGCUGGAUCUCAGUGACCUUUCCCUAGAAGGCAUUGCAGUACUGAAUAUCCCAAGCACACACGGUGGCUCCAACCUCUGGGGUGAUAUCAGGAGACCUCAGGGGGAUACUUCUACUAUCAACCAGGCAUUAGGCAGUACGGCCAAAAUAAUUACAGACCCCGAUAUCCUGAAAACCUCGGUGCCAGACAUGAGUGACAAGCGGCUAGAAGUAGUAGGAAUAGAGGGUGCAAUUGAGAUGGGCCAGAUCUAUACCAAGCUCAAGAAUGCUGGACAUCGGCUGGCCAAGUGCUCCGAGAUUACAUUCCGGACCACAAAAACCCUCCCCAUGCAAAUUGAUGGGGAACCGUGGAUGCAAGCGCCCUGUACAAUCAAGAUCACCUAUAAGAACCAGAUGCCUAUGCUUAUGGGCCCAGCCCCCAACUCCAACAAUUUCUUUGGCUUUUGGAGCUGAGGAUACCCUCUGCCUUGAGCCCAUCUUGUUGUUUCUGGAGAUUUCCCUCUAUGCUCUGUACAUUGCUGCCACACCCUCCUGUCAGCCCAGAAGGAUGUUUCUUCAUUUCCACAGUAUUUAUUACCCUGUACCACCUCACUGUUCCCACAUGCUCACUCACACAGAACCAAAAACGCGUAACACUGAAAGUGCCUCAUCUAAUAAAGUACUUUUUCCA
This is a messenger RNA of Microtus oregoni (creeping vole), 2974 nucleotides long. RefSeq names its product diacylglycerol kinase alpha (gene Dgka). Gene Ontology annotation, cellular component: plasma membrane. The record is from RefSeq and is a predicted model, not a curated record. The coding region runs from base 565 to 2757 and encodes 730 amino acids. Gene Ontology annotation, biological process: intracellular signal transduction; diacylglycerol metabolic process; lipid phosphorylation. The transcript is spliced from 24 exons. Gene Ontology annotation, molecular function: calcium ion binding; ATP-dependent diacylglycerol kinase activity. Lineage: Eukaryota; Metazoa; Chordata; Mammalia; Rodentia; Cricetidae.